AUGUCUUCGACUAAAACCUCCUCCAUACUAACAGUCUCGUUUACUAAGUCGAUCCCUCGGACUCUUUUCUUUGGGUGUUGCGAUUCACGAGCUUUCUUGCCGUCCGGGGACGAAGUUACCUCAGGUGGACGACGGACACCAGCAGUAGGGUCCGGUGGUUUUGGCUCCUCCGGCGCAGCGCCUGGGGGUACCGGCGACGGCGUCGCCGCCAUCGUGGAGCUAGCCAACUGGGAGAAACCCUAG
Molecule: messenger RNA, 243 nt
Organism: Linum trigynum
Lineage: Eukaryota; Viridiplantae; Streptophyta; Magnoliopsida; Malpighiales; Linaceae
Source: the annotation of a GenBank genome assembly